Brassica napus (rape) is the source of this 1520-nucleotide messenger RNA. RefSeq names its product 26.5 kDa heat shock protein, mitochondrial. NCBI's taxonomy places the organism in Eukaryota, Viridiplantae, Streptophyta, Magnoliopsida, Brassicales, Brassicaceae. The transcript has 2 exons. Gene Ontology annotation, biological process: response to heat. The record is from RefSeq and is a predicted model, not a curated record. The coding region runs from base 831 to 1406 and encodes 191 amino acids.
AAAUGUUGUAUCUAAACUUUAUAUUUUUAGGUUUUUAGAUGUUAUGAAAUUUUACAUUUAGAUACAAUAUUUAAAUAUUAAUGCAACAGUCUAAAAAAACAUCUGAGCAUUUGCAUACAGAUACAACAUUUAAUAUCAUAAACAAACAGGCCUAAAAAUGUUUGUUUACAAUUUUUCCUCUCCAGGAAAUUUACAACUCAACUGUAUACGAAACAUCGCAGAGAUAAAUUAGUGAUUGGAUUAUUUGGAAAUUUAAAAAUGUUAUUGUAAAAAAUAUUCGCAAAACUAGUUCGUUUCGUGAUGUUAAUUUGGUUGAAAGAGAAGGAAAAAUGAAGAAUAAAUUAAUAGAUUUUCGAUCUUUCUAGGAACUGCUAGCUCAAGAGUAAAGACGGUUGGUCUUGUCUCAUGUUUUUCUUUGUUCAGCAAUUCGUCUUAAUUGACUAAGUCUACUUUUCGCAAAAAUAAAAUAUCAAAAAGGAAAGAAUCUUGUGAUUAUCCAGAAAAAAGGUCGUAGAAGAAACAAGAAGCUGCCCUAGGUUUCCAAAUCAAAACUAGAAACUCUUAGAAACUUCUCACACACAUAAACACCUCAUAAAUCAUACAAUAAAGUGAAGAAGAUCCAUCUUUAUAAACCCACCAAGUCUUGGAUUUUUCCUUCAAAUUCAGAACAAGAAAACAGAAUCAAGGAGAUUUAUCUGCUUACAGAAAUGGCUUUGGCUCGUUUGGCUUUGAGAAACCUUCAACAAAAGUUGUCUUCUACCUUCAUGUGUCCAAGUGGUUAAAAAUGUUUGGUCGGGAACCGACAUAGCCAGAGUAAGCUUAACAGAUUCAUGGCUAGUUCGAGUGGCGAACAAGAGGAAAAGAAGAGUACAGAAGUUAGUGUGUCUGAGAAGAAGUCCCCUAGACGGAUUUUCCCCAGGAGACGUGGUCGGAAAAGUUUAUGGCGUAACACUGACGAUCAUGACUAUUUUGCUCCCGCACUAAAUGGGAUCUUUCCUCCGAGUCUAGGAAAUGCUCUAAUGCAAGCAACGGAGAACAUAAACAGGAUAUUCGACAGUUUCGACAUUAGACCAUCUCAACUAAUGGGUCAAGUGAAGCAGCAAGACGACUGUUACAAGCUGAGGUACGAGGUUCCAGGGCUAACCAAAGAUGACGUGAAGAUCACGGUAGAUAAUGGAAUCCUAAUGAUUAAAGGAGAACACAAGGCGGAGGAAGAAGAAGGAUCACCUGAAGAAGACGAGCACUGGUCUUCAAGGAGUUAUGGUUACUACAACACGAGCUUGUCUCUGCCUGAUGAUGCUAAGGUUGAGGAAAUCAAGGCGGAACUCAAGAACGGUGUGCUUAAUGUUGUGAUUCCUAGGAUGGAGAAGCCAAAGAAGGAUGUUCAGGAGAUUUCUGUUGAGUAGAGUGACAUAGUGUGGUCUAUGUGAUUUUGCUGUUUCGAUGGAAUAAGGAAUAAAUGUUGUAUCCCUAUAUGUGUUUGUUGUGUGUGAUUAUAAUAAACUAUUUCUGAUUUGGUA